UCCUGUGUCUGAUAAUGUCCUCUGCCGGUGAUGGGGAUCGGACUGGGCGCAAGACGUCAUCCAAGCGCAAGCAUUUGGCGUGUAGGGAUUGUGACACCCCUCUAGCGGACUCCUAUGAAUUUAAUAGGUGUCCCUCUUGCCGUCCUCCUCCUCUGCCUCCUGAUACGGAGCCUACCAUACGGGACGUAGUAGUCUGGGUAAAGGACUUUGUGGAGUCCUCAAUGAACACCCUAAGGGAUUCCGUGUCAUCCAGAAGACCCAGUGUCCGAUCUCCUCUGAGACCCACUCCUAUGCAGGAGGAAGCCUACCAUACCGUGGACGAAGUCCAUUCCUCUGAGUCUAGCGGGGAGGAAGAAGAGGCUGGAAGAGCUCCUGCGACUGUCAAGGCCUACGCCAGGGUAAAGCGCAUUUUUCUUCUAUGGUGUGCAUCUCAUCAAGUACCAUCUCAGGAUCCUCCAGUAUCAGCUAUUCUUCAGUUCAUGCAGGAUGGACUAGAUAAGGGCCUCAGCCCUUCUACACUCAAGGUACAGAUCUCUGCUCUGUCAGCCGCCUUUGGCAGAUCUUUACAUCAAGACCCUCUGAUUAAGAGGUUCCUUAAAGGAGCCGUACGUCUUAAGCCUAGCAUUUCAAGACCUAUACCGCAGUGGGAUCUCUCAGUGGUGCUUAAAGGGUUGAGUGGUCCUCCCUUUGAACCCUUGGAAGAAGUGGACUUUAAGUUUUUAUCCUGGAAGGUAACCUUUUUGUUGGCCGUAACUUCGGCCAAACGCAUUUCAGAGCUUCAGGCUUUUUCGGCAAGAAACUUCCCUCCAUACUCUGGAUGUGGCCAGAUGUUUGAGAAUCUACAUUGA
Bufo gargarizans (Asiatic toad) is the source of this 848-nucleotide messenger RNA. RefSeq lists its product as uncharacterized. The transcript has 4 exons. NCBI's taxonomy places the organism in Eukaryota, Metazoa, Chordata, Amphibia, Anura, Bufonidae. The record is from RefSeq and is a predicted model, not a curated record. Bases 15 to 848 code for a protein of 277 amino acids.